AUGGAUUUGAUGGAGAAGAACGUGGAGUUAGUCGAGGUUCAGAAACUUGAAGGCCACACCGAUCGGGUUUGGAACGUAGCCUGGAACCCCGUCUCCUCUUCACCGGUUCUUGCUUCGUGCAGUGGCGAUAACACCGUACGAAUCUGGGAACAGAGCUCGCUCUCUCGCUCCUGGACCUGCAAGACAGUUUUGGAAGAAACGCACACAAGAACCGUGAGGUCGUGUGCUUGGUCACCUUCAGGAAAGUUACUGGCCACUGCAAGUUUUGAUGGUACAACUGCUAUCUGGGAGAACUUUGGGUCUGAGUUUGAGUGUAUUUCUACGUUGGAGGGACAUGAAAACGAAGUCAAAAGUGUAUCAUGGAAUGCAGCUGGUUCAUACCUUGCAACCUGUAGUAGAGACAAGUCUGUCUGGAUUUGGGAAGUGCUUCCAGGUAACGAAUAUGACUGUGCUUCGGUGCUAAAUGGGCAUACACAAGAUGUGAAGAUGGUUCAGUGGCAUCCCACAAUAGAUGUUUUGUUUUCUUGCAGUUAUGAUAACACCAUCAAGGUUUGGUGGUCUGAAGAUGACGAUGGUGACUAUCAAUGUGUCCAAACCUUAGAUGAGUCUAACAACGGUCACACCUCUACUGUUUGGGCCAUUUCAUUUAACGCUGCAGGGGACAAGAUGGUCACUUGUAGUGAUGAUCUAACCUUGAAGAUAUGGGAGACAGAUAUUGCAAAGAUGCAUUCUAGUGAAGGAUAUGUUCCCUGGACUCAUGUUUGUACACUCUCUGGUUAUCAUGACCGUACCAUAUACUCAGCUCACUGGUCAAGGGAUGACAUUAUUGCGAGUGGAGCAGGCGAUGAUGCUAUACGGUUGUUUGUGGACAGCAAACUUGACUCUGUUGAUGGACCUUCAUAUAAUCUCUUGCUAACGAAGGAAAAAGCACAUGAAAUGGAUAUAAACUCUGUUCGAUGGUCACCCGGUGAGGAGAACCGGUUGCUUGCGUCAGCCAGUGAUGAUGGGAUGGUCAAGAUUUGGGAGCUUGCAACUAAACCGUGA
Messenger RNA from Thlaspi arvense, 1044 nucleotides. NCBI's taxonomy places the organism in Eukaryota, Viridiplantae, Streptophyta, Magnoliopsida, Brassicales, Brassicaceae. The record is from the annotation of a GenBank genome assembly.